Messenger RNA from Macrobrachium nipponense, 572 nucleotides. Its product is annotated as pro-resilin-like. The transcript is spliced from 3 exons. Gene Ontology annotation, cellular component: extracellular matrix. The record is from RefSeq and is a predicted model, not a curated record. Lineage: Eukaryota; Metazoa; Arthropoda; Malacostraca; Decapoda; Palaemonidae. The coding region runs from base 54 to 461 and encodes 135 amino acids.
UCUGGAGGCAGGACAAGGCAUCAGUUUCCUCUUGAGACUCCAACAAGAUCAUCAUGGUUGCCAAGGUCAUUAUCGCUCUGGUGGGCUUAGUUGCCCUCGUGGCUGCCGACAGCUUCGAAAGCUUCGAAAGAUACUCCCGCCCAAGGUUCUCCUCAGGAUCCGCCGAGUCCUUCGAGUCCGGCGAGGCUCGUUACAACUUCGACUGGGCCGUCAACCACCCUCCCUCCCGCAACGACUUCGGACACCAGGAGGCCGGGGACGGCGAGAACACCCAGGGAUCCUACUUCGUCCACCUCCCCGACGGCCGCCUGCAGAAGGUGGCCUUCCGCGCUUCUGACGACGACGGAUACAUCGCCGAGGUCACCUACUCCGGUGAGGCUCAGUUCCCCGACUCCUUCGAAUCCUACGAGUCCCGUGAGGCUCCCAGGAGGUUCUACUAUGGCUCCAACGAGUCCAAGUAAAUCUUGAAGUUCCUCUGAAGACGGUUUUAGGUUGUAACUACACUGUUGUCUCCCUGUACAUUUUUUGUAAUAGGUAUGCCUUAUUUAUUUCAAUAAACUAUUAUAUUUUCA